This is a messenger RNA of Athalia rosae (coleseed sawfly), 4741 nucleotides long. It is a transcript of the gene IntS3, whose product is annotated as integrator complex subunit 3. The transcript has 11 exons. NCBI's taxonomy places the organism in Eukaryota, Metazoa, Arthropoda, Insecta, Hymenoptera, Athaliidae. Gene Ontology annotation, cellular component: cytoplasm. The record is from RefSeq and is a predicted model, not a curated record. Bases 86 to 3493 code for a protein of 1135 amino acids.
UGCGCAGGCGUUGUGUGGACUAUUUUGUUCCCCCGGUUAGGGCCGUGUCACAAACUGAGGCAAGGCACUGAAACCAAGUGUAUCAAUGCGCAAUCGCAUCGAAACGUUUCACGACUCCCGAGGACGAGGAAUAAACAGACACGAUGCUUGGAGGAAACGGGAGGCAGGCAGAGCAGGCCUCGCGCGUGGAACACCUUUGAGCGAGUGCUCGCGCACGGAAAGGCCAACGAUGGAUCAAACGAAAGCGACUGCCUCCAGGCUCUUCAUCACCUCAUUUAUUGAGAACAAGGACGAAUUAGAAGAGAAAUUUGAGCGCUGUUAUUCAAUUUUACAAAACCUUACUUCGGGACUCUCCGAGAAAGAAGCACAUGACAGUUUGAACAAUGCAGUGUGCAAAGAUAAAACUCAUGAAGAGGUUUCACUGGGACUUCUUGUAGUUAUUCUAACUGAGCCACAAAAUGCAGCAAAAAGUUAUCGUGACUUGACACUCAUAACUAGGGAUGGUCUAGCUAUAGUACUGGGUCACCUUAAUCAAUUAGUACUUGAAAGGUACUUGCGCCUCCAUGAUAUUGCCAGAAGUCAGUUGUUAUGGCUCCUCAGAGAAAUGAUAAGAACGAGUGUUGCAAAUGUCGACAAUCUCUGUUCGAGCUUACUGAGGCACGCAGCUGGUGGAGAUACUUCACAAAAAAAUGUUUUCCUCAUCGAUGCUCUUUUGGAUAUAUUCCAAGAAAAUCGACCAUGGUUAGAUAAAUUUCCAUUCUUGAUCGCCUCAAUUGUCUACACUUAUCUACGCUUAAUCGAGGACCACACAACUCCACAUCUGGCAGCUCUCAGGCAGAAGGAAGUAUCUUUCAUGGUGUCUUUGAUCAGAGAAAGAUUCGCCGACUGUUUAGUGAUUGGCAGGGAUCUGGUUCGACUGCUGCAAAAUAUCGCGAGGAUACCGGAAAUCGAGUUACUCUGGAAAGAUUUAUUGUUAAAUCCGAAAUCAUUGUGUCCAAACUUCACAGGAGUUGUGCAACUUUUGCAAACGAGAACCUCAAGAAGGUUUUUACAGUCAAGACUGACACCGGACAUGGAAAGAAAACUAGUAUUUCUUACGAGUCAAGUGCGUUUUGGAAACCACAAGCGGUAUCAAGAUUGGUUUCAAAGGCAAUACUUGGCCACCCCUGAGUCUCAAUCCCUUAGAUGUGAUCUCAUUAGAUUUAUUGUCGGUGUUAUUCAUCCGACUAAUGAACUUUUGUGCUCAGACAUAAUUCCAAGGUGGGCUGUAAUUGGCUGGUUAUUCACAACAUGCACUUCUACUGUGGCUGCCAGCAAUGCUAAACUCGCGCUAUUCUACGAUUGGCUGUUUUUUGAUCCAGAAAAAGACAACAUAAUGAACAUUGAACCUGCCAUUCUAGUUAUGCACAAUUCCAUGAGAUCGCAUCCCGUAGUCACUGCCACUCUACUAGACUUCUUGUGCAGGAUAAUACCAAAUUUUUACCCAGCACUAACUGAAAAAGUAAGAAGUGGAAUUUUCUCUUCAUUGAGGCAGAUAUUAGAGAAACGUGUUCUACCCAGUUUGUAUCCAUUGUUUGAUAGCCCCAAACUUGACAGAGAAUUAAGAACGAAGAUCCGAGAGACUUUCAAAGAAUUUUGUCUACCUCCUAACACUGAUCCAGGUAAUAAGCUUCCAAUCCCAAUGUAUUCAGGUAAAAUGGAAGAGCUUAGUAAAGAUCUGGGCCCAGGACUCAUGUUGGAGGGACCCACACCUACAACCUUAGACAACAACCAUGUAGGUCCAGAUGAACCAGCUUUCAGUGACGAGGAGGAAGAAAUGCCAUUACAAAUAGUCACAAAAAUAGAAGAAGAGGAAGAUGAAGAUGACAUGCCACUUGCAAAAGUGAAACUGAAAAAUGAUCGAAGAAAUGCAAACUGUGUAGCCAAAAAAGAGGAAAAAGAAAUAGUACCACAAUUGAAUUUUAUGUUGGAUCCCGGAGAAUUAAGAAUAGCAGUCGAAAGUUUGCAUCUUGAACCUGACAAUGAAGCCAAGUGUCAAGCGAUGGAGAGAAUAGUUCAACUGGUUAUAGAGGACGAAAUUGAAGCAGAAACGUUACCUACGUUAGCGACUUCGAUAUCAACAGUUCUAUUCCAACCACCGAUGACACGAAUUUUUCCCGCAGACAAUGAAAAUGACGAGACUUUGGCGGACAGCAUAAGUACACCGUUGUUCGUUAUGUUUAGGAACCAAUUUCAACUGUGUAAAGAAGAAGACAGACGUAGAAAACUUCUGGCCAGAGUAUUGGCUGAAGUUCAAUCCAUACAGCCAAGGACUGGAUAUUUACUUUUAUAUUUUCUCAAAGUCUGGGGAAGGGAAGAAGAAAAAAGAGAAGGUGAACCUAGUACCGAAAUGAAUGAUAUCAAGGCAUCGGUGUAUAAAGAUUUUUGCUCAGAACGGGAAAAUAAAUUGGAACAGUGUCUAUUAGCGGAUCUAAAGCUCUGCCACGAAGAUGACAUAUACUUGCUCUGUUAUUUGCUACCUGAUGUAUACAUGGAAUUUCAAAAUGUGGCAGUCGGGAAUGUGCACUUAUUACAUUUAGUGGUAUCAACUGUUGAUGCCAGUCAAUUGCAAGAUUUGAUUUGUCAAAUAAUGCAGGGUCAUUUGAGAAUGCUUAAAAAGGAAUCAUUCACAGCAAUCCUGACGGCUAGCUUACAUUGGGAAACGUUUGAGCAAUAUUGUUUCUGGCAGCUCAUUGCUGCACAUGACUUCGCGAUAGAGACUGUACUACCUAUAUUGCAAAAACUCGAAUUUCGCAGCCAUGCAGAAGCACUCACGUCAAUCCUAUUCAUGUUGAAACAAGAAAAACCUACGUUAGAUCUCUUGAAACAGCUGUUUUGUCGGCAUAGUGUGGAUGGAGAUAAGUUUGUGGUCGCUGCGUUACGCUACUGGUGUCGUGAGUACGAAGAUAAGUUGGGUGAAUUAGUAGCCAAUUUAUUGAGCACUCGUUACCCUGCGACCAGUCCUAAUAAGCGAAAGCGUUCAAGCGCCAUCAUACGUUGUGGGGUUAAACAUGCCCAACCAUUAGGACCACCUACUGGAGAGCAAAUACUGGGUCACCUGGACCAGCUCAGGCAGCACUGUCUGUCAUCAGCUGAGUUGCAAUUCUAUCAACUGGAUGGAAUGCAGAGAGCUUUACAGCAGGCUCAAGCCGCGAGUAGUGAUUCUUUACGGAAAACCUAUGGGGAUCUAUUUGCUCUCGCAGAAGUUAACGAAGAAAACGAGCCCCCACCACCUCCCUCUAGAAAACACGCAGCUGCCAAUUCAGGUGGAGGAAAAGGAGGUCACAGAAAAGCUGCUGCAACCACGAGAGAAAGACCAGCUGCCAAACGCCCUCCACCUCGCGAUAGGACAACUGAAAGUAGCGAUCAGAGUAGUGAAUUAAAGGUUCCAUCUAUUAAUUUCAGGAAGAGGAAAUCGUCAAACCAAAGCAAGCGAAAAAAAGAAAAAAGAUAAACCCUGUUGGCUCUGAUAGCGACUGACCACCCAGUGUCUUCAUACAUCAUAUGGACCACGCGUGCGUGUGUGCAGCAAGUUAAUAUAGUUUUAAGAUUAGUAAGAUAAUAUAAUAUACUAUACAUAAUAGGGUAAAGCAAUCUGUAAAUAAAUGAUACGCCAAAAGUCCAACAGUCCUGAGAUAUUGAUGACAAGAUACUUUGCAAUCUCUGAAACGAAAAAAUUAUAAUGAAUUUGGCUGACGGUUGUAAUUUAUUUUUUAUUCAUUUUCAUUGGUCUAGCCUACUACAGAUUUUUACCCAUACAAUUUAUACAUUAUAUAGAUAAUCUGCACUCGCAUCCAGUAUUUAGAUAAAAAUUAUUUAAUUUCGGAGAAUGCAAAGCAUGAAAAGUACUCUGUUUUACAAACAAUUUUACCGUCGUUAGUUAGUUGGUAUUUCGAUCUGUUACCCGUAUUUAAGUAACGAUUGAGGACAUGCGUUAAUUAUUAGUUAUUGCGUUAUGCGGAAUGUAUGUCGAGUAUGUGAGGCCAACAAAUGUUUACCCUUAUUUUGUUGUCCUAUUUGUAAAUAAAGUCUAAGUGAAUUGGUUAAUUUUUAUUACUAAAAAAAGAAACUCGGAUUCUGCUGAAUAAGAUGUUCUCGAUCGAUUUGUUACUGAAGAAAAAUUUUUUUCCUAAGAAGGUAUACAGUUAAAUGACCAAAAUGUAUUUCAUUUACGCCUGUUGUAGCACAAUAUUUGAUUAAGCUAACGUUUAAACGAUGACCUAUAAAAAAUGUGAACCAUUUAUGACUAACAAUGUACAUUUCUUGUAAAGUCAGUUACACAGUUUAAGUAGCUGCGCUGCAUUAUGUAUUUCGUAGUUUGUACAUAAAUAAGAGUAUGGUUUCCAAUCGUCGAUUUUCAUACUCAAUUUAUAUUCGUAAUGCAUAUUCUUUUUUUUUAGCGAAAUGAUAGAGCAAGGUACGGUUCUACCACUGACGUAAAACAAGAAUCUAAGGACAUUAAUUGUAUACACUUAUAUACAAAUGUAUGUAUGUACAUACGUACCUGGAUGUUGGACCGUAGUUUCAGUACAUCAUUAAAACUUUUUUACUGUAAAUACACGAAAUGAAAUUUGAAAGACGUUCAAGCGAGACAAGAGUUUACAAAACGAGCGGAUAACAUAAAUUGUAAACAUUUUAAUGUUUUUAACAAUCUUGUACACACGGAAACAUAUGAAUGUAAAUACAUAGAUUAUCAUAAUAA